AUUUCAGACACUUUGAUGGGUUUUUGGCAUUGGAUUAAGUGCAGCUAAUUUCCUGUUUUCAUUUUAUUUAUUUGUCCCACUGCUAUAUAAGCCGUUCAGUGUGGGUUGUUUUGGCAGAAAGGCUUUGUUCAAUAUGAGGUCCAUAAUUCUGCUGAGCUUCGCCUCCCUGAUUUGGAUUGCCAGUGGCAUUCAGAUCGAUUGCGACAAGCCCGAUACCAUCAAUGAGGAGCACAUCCAUUACUGCUGUAAGCAUCCCGAUGGCCACAACGACAUCAUUGAGAACUGCGCAAAGGAGACGGGCUUCCACCUUCCCAGCCAGACCGAGGAGGCUUUGGUGGACAUCACGGCGGAUCGGGCCAUUCGAGGCACCUGCUUUGGCAAGUGCAUCCUGAACAAACUCAACCUGAUGAAGGACAACAAUGUGGACAUGGAUGGUGUCAAGAAGUAUUUCAACACAAAGUUCGCAAGCGAUCCUGAGUAUGCCAAGGAAAUGAUCAAUGCCUUCGACCACUGCCACGGCAAAAGCGAGGACAACACCUCCAAGUUCCUGUCGAAGCCCAUCUUUAAGCAUAUGUCCCAUCAAUUUUGUGAACCCAAGCCCAGCGUGGUUCUAGCCUGCGUCAUCCGCCAGUUCUUCCACAAUUGUCCUGCUGAUCGUUGGUCCAAGACUAAGGAGUGUGAGGACACUUUGGCCUUUAGCAAAACAUGCCAGGACGCAUUGGCCUCAUUGUAAUUCCUGAAUUUAUUUUGUGAAUAAAGGAAAAGAACGAAUAAGUCA
This is a messenger RNA of Drosophila ananassae, 778 nucleotides long. It is a transcript of the gene Obp58c, whose product is annotated as general odorant-binding protein 68. Bases 134 to 733 code for a protein of 199 amino acids. Gene Ontology annotation, molecular function: odorant binding. The record is from RefSeq and is a predicted model, not a curated record. Lineage: Eukaryota; Metazoa; Arthropoda; Insecta; Diptera; Drosophilidae. The transcript has 3 exons.